AUGGGAAAUAAAGGUUUUGCUGUUAUAAGAGAAAAAAUGCGUGAAAAUAAUGAAGAUAAAGAACCUUCGACUCAAGCUGAAAUGUUCAUUUCUACUCGACAAAGUAGGAAAGGAAAGGAGUUGGAUCAAGAAACCAACCAUGCAAUUAUAAAACUUCAAGACUUGAUUGAAAAUCAUAGAAAACCUUCUUCAGAAGCUUUUGAAAGCGUAUUGGGCAAACAAAAACCUGGGAGAUUGUGUUGCCACGGAAGAACCACAACACCGACUCUCUUGAAAAGAAACGAAGAAAUUGCAAAAAUUAAAAGAGAGCAUGAUGUUGAAGUUAGACAAUUUAAUGACAGGUUACAAGAGAUGGAAGAAAAACAUCGUCAAGAUAAAGAAGAAACUGAUAGGAAAAUUCAGCUUCUUCUUAAGACUGUUUUGAAUCAAAAUACCUCCGAGUUGAAUAUAGAGGCUUUGGCAGCUUUGAUAUCAACUCCUGCAAUUGAUGCUAACAGUGUCUUACGUUCUUCUACAUCAACACAUGCUCCAACUAACGAUCAAGUCAUGAAUGAUAAUAUCAAUGAAGAUUUUAAAUUUGAAGAUGAAGAAACGUAG
This is a messenger RNA of Lathyrus sativus (Indian pea), 597 nucleotides long. NCBI's taxonomy places the organism in Eukaryota, Viridiplantae, Streptophyta, Magnoliopsida, Fabales, Fabaceae. The record is from the annotation of a GenBank genome assembly.